CUUAACUCAUGUGUGAGAAGGAAGGCGCAUCCCGAGUGGAGCUGGUCUCCACGAGCCUGCUUUGUAACAACGGGGACUGGGAACUGUAUUAAAAGUAGGGAAAAAACUCAAAGACCAGUUAUAAAAAAAGCUCCUUCAAAGGAAGAAGUGAUUGUUUUUUUCUCUCAUUGGUGCCCAUUCUGAGAGGCUAUUGGGACUAAGAGCUGCGAUUUAAGGUAUUAAUAAAGGUAAAAGGAGUCAGUCAGAAGAUACCACCUGGAGUGGUAGUUUGGAUCUACAGGAAACUUUGCCUUUGAGAGACAGAAUGGCUAUGUAUCAGGCUGCUGCCUCUAGCACAGUCCAGACCUCCACGGCAAAUGCGUCAGAAGAUUCGGAAGCCCGUACGGUGCCUGGUGGCUUGGCAAGCAUGAAGAAACACUUUGAAAAGUCUGAGGUUGCAUCUUCACACAGAGCCGUUACUCAGUAUCAAUAUCAGCAGAAAUCAAUACAGGAAACAAGAAAGAGCAAAGAAGUAACAUUCUCGUGCAGCAGUAGCAGCAGCCAUGCAGCGGAGCAAAGAUCCCAGUUUACAGCUGCAAAUGCAGAACAGGUUUCUGUGCAUCAGCAACAUACCCAUGAGACAAGCACAGCAUCUAAUUAUAAUCAAGAAGAUGAUGAAGUAGAACUACCAAAGAUUUCAACACAAGUUCUCAAAGAACAAUUUGAAAAAUCUCUUAAGGAGAAAGGAGCCAAGACUCAUUCAAGCGCUGUUUCUCAACCAAAGCAUUCAAAGAUCUAUAAUGAGCAUCCAGAAUUUGAGUGGCCAGUGGUAACUACCAUCCAUAGCAACUCAGCAAAUAGAGUCCAAAAUGCAGUGACUGAGGAGACAAGCGUGCAUACUACAUCCUCUGAUAAUGUUGCUUCAGCUUCAUUUGGAAGUUUAGAAGAGUUUCCACCUCCACCUCCUCCAAAUAUUUUAGAGACAGAGGAAUUGGCAGAUUUUUCCCAGUCCCCAGAGCCCCCCAGCUAUGCAGAACAGCAACCAUGUGCCAUGUCCAAAGAAUUAUACGCCAAGCAAAGGAAUCUCUAUGAGUUAAAACGUUUAUACAAACAUAUUCAUCCAGAACUUAGAAAGAACUUACAAAAGGAGUUUUAUAGUGAAGUUUCUGACAUUGUUGCCAAUAAAGUUGAACAACUUGGUGAGGCUAAAGGAGAUGUACAACAAGUCAAGUAUGCAUUUGAAAAUCCAGUGGGUAGUCCUCAAAAGUGCAUUAGCCCAGAGAGAGAAUAUCUGGAAUGGGAUGAAAUUCUGAAAGGUGAAGUGCAAUCAAUGAGAUGGGUCUUUGAAAACCAACCUUUAGAUUCAAUCAAAGAUGAAUCCCCAGAGCCAAGCCAUAUCAAACGUAUUGGAGAGCAAGAGAUCAUUGCAGGAGGAGAUGUCAAAUAUGCAACAUGGAUGUUUGAGACAAAACCAAUUGAUGCUUUGGGUGUGGACAUUUCCACUGCUACUGAGAAUAUAGAAAAAGUCCCUGAUCUUGCAAGGGGUGAUGUGCGGACAGCUACCUGGUUGUUUGAAACCCAGCCACUAGAUUGUUUGAAUAAAAUUUAUAAGGAGGACGACUUAUCUAACACAUUGGAAACCACUGAAGAAAUUAAAGGAGGCGAUGUAAAAUUAGGAAAGCAUUUAUUUGAAUCUACUUUUCAAAAUGAAAUCAGUUCACUGAGACUAAGCUCAGAACUUGAGGAGUUAAAAGGUGAUGUUAAAACAACAAUAAAGCAGUUUGAAACUGAACCUAAAUAUGUCUUAAAGGAUAGUUCUGGAAAAAUGCUAGAAAUUAAAACUAUUCGGAGAGAAGAUGUAGAGAAAGGAGAUGUGAAAACAGCAAGAUGGAUGUUUGAAACUCAGCCUUUAGAUACAAUCAACCAGGAUGAAGUAGAAGUUAAAGUUGUUCGGGGCAUAUCACUGGAAGAAAACCUUACAGGGGGUGUAGGAAAAGCAAAGUGGCUAUUUGAAACUCAAGCUCUGGAUACAAUUAAAGAAGUAGAAAGCUCUGUCACAGAAAAAGAAACCAUAAUUGGUUCUGAUGUGUAUCAAAAAUGUUGGGUCUUUGAAACUAUUCCCAUGGACAUGCUUAAAGAUAAUGCCAAUGAAAGGCCUAUGCAAGGAGAAGAGAUAAUAGGAGGGGAUGUAAGUAAUACUAAAUAUUUGUUUGAAACAGUGCCAAUGGAUGAACUUAAGGAAAGUGUUGAGGUGGGCAAACUGAAACCAAUAGUUACCAUGGAAGAUGAAAAAGGUGAUGUACGCCAUCAAAGAUGGGUUUUUGAAACAAAAUCACUUGGAGAGAUAGGAGAAGACCACAAAGAACAUGUCCGAACUGUCCAACUUGAUGAAAUUCAUAAAGGAGAUGUGAUCAGCUGUAAAAAUGCAUUCGAGAAAGGAGAUCUUACAAAAAGCGAAUUAACAUAUAAAAUUGCAGUUGAAGAUGUUGACAAGGGUGCAGUAAAGCUUAAUAAAAAACUUUUUGAAACAACUCCACUCUAUGCAAUUCAGGAUCGUUUUGGCCAUUUUCAUGAAGUCCAAACAAUCCGUAAGGAAGAUAUUGUAAGAGGUGAUGUACAGAGCUGCCAGUGGAUGUUUGAAACUAUACCCAUUGACCAAUUUCGAGAAAGAAGUGUUGAGAAUUAUCAGAUUAUCAAAGGUAUAUCUUCCGAGCAAAUACAAUCUGGUGAUGUUAAAACGGGUAAAUGGCUUUUUGAAACACAGCCUCUGGAUUCUAUUAAAUAUUUUAGUAACGCAGAGGAUGAAGAAAUAAUCACAGAAAACCAAACUGAAAUUGUUAAAGGAGAUGUCAAGAUGUGCAAAUGGCUAUUUGAAACUCAACAAAUGGAAGAUCUCUAUGAAAAACAAGAUAAGAUAUCAGCCGAUGUAGACAUUCAAAGGGGAGAUGUUAAAACCUGCACAUGGCUUUUUGAAACACAACCUCUAGAUUCGAUACACGAUGAAUCAGAAAAAACAGAGACUACAAACCAAAAGAAUAUUCAAGGCAGAGAUGUACAAAGAGUAUGCUUUCUUUUUGAGACAGAAAAUUUAGACAACAUACAAGAAGAAGGGAAAAGGGACUUCAAAAGAGUUGUUGAAAUUGACAUACAGUCAGGUGACGUAUCCUCUAUGAAGUAUAUUUUUGAAAAUCAACCUUUGGAUAAAAUUAGUUCAAGUUCUGAAGAAGUGCUGCAAAAAAUAAAAACCAUGAAUCAAGAGGACCUGCAGAAUGGAAAUGUCCUUAGUUGCAAGUGGUUGUUUGAGAAUCAUUUUAUUGAUGAAAUUAAUGAAGACCAUGUGAAAAACAAGUCAGAAUUUGCUAUUAGCGAUGUCCAAGGUGGCAAUGUGAGAAAAGGAUGUUUCAUUUUUGAAACUUUUUCAUUGGAUCAGAUUACAGACAAAAAUUCUGAAGAGUCAUUUACAAGAACAAUUAAUGAAGAAGAGAUAAUAAAAGGGGAUGUGAAAAAUUAUACUCUCAUGUUUGAAACACAGCCUUUGUAUGCUAUUCAGGAUAAGGAAGGAUUUUAUCAUGAAGUGACAACUGUAAAGAAGGAGGAAGUGUCUCAUGGAAAUGUUCGAGGAACAAGGUGGUUGUUUGAGACAAAGCCCUUGGACUCUUUUCAAGAUUCGGAUAAAGUUUAUAUCAUAAAAGCUGUUACACAAGAAGAUAUUCAAAAAGGAGACGUCAACUCUGUUCGAUAUCGUUUUGAAACCCAGUCACUAGAUACGAUAUCUGAAGACACAAAAUCAGUAUUCCGUACAAUUGAAGAUGUUCAAGGUGGUGAUGUAAAGGGCAAUAAACAACGUUUUGAAGAGGAAGAUGAUACAAAUAACAAAUAUGUUAGAACAGUUAGCAUAAGUGAAAUUAAGCAAGGCAACGUUAAAACCUCAACCUGGUUAUUUGAAACACACUCUGUUGAUGACAUUCAUGAAGAGGAUUAUCAAAAUAUAAAAACUGUAAGAAAAGAAGACAUUAAUAAAGGGGAUGUGAAAGAAGCAGUUUGGCUUUUUGAAAAUCAAAAUUUAGAUUCACUGAAGGAAGAAGUGGAAAAUGUUAGAGAGAUAGAAAAAGAAUCGAUCCCACAUGCUGAUGUUCGAACUACAACAUGGCUGUUUGAAACCACCCCUUUACAUGAGUUUAAUGAACACGCAUUCGAAAAACAAGAAAUUAUUGGCAAAAGCAUCCAGGGGACCUUAAAAGAACUUUACAGCCAUAAAAUCGUAGAAUCUCAUGGCAUUAUUUUGGAAGCAGAUGAGAUUGGCGAUAUACGCAUGGCCAAGUACAAUCUAAUGAAUCAGGACUCUCCGAAAAUACAAAAGGAAGAAAUUAUAAGGGGUGACCUCCAAAGUAUUAUGAUGAAUUUAUUAUCUGAAAACAGCUCCGCAAAGAGAAUAAUUAUGUUAAAUGAUGAGGAAAAAGGUAAUGUUAGCUUAACAAAAUCCCAAUUAUUUAACAGAACUCAGGAUGUUGAGGAACAAAGAGAAGAGAUUAUAGGAGGUGAUAUACAAGAUACCAUUAAGAACCUUCUUAAUAUUCAGAAUUUUUCUAAACAAGGAAUACUUAUUCAAGAAAGUGAAAAGGGAGACAUUAAAAUGACUGUUUACUCUCUUCUUAACCAAUCUGACCAGAACACCAUGCAACGUGAUGAAGUGAUAGGAGGUGACAUAAAGCGUACAAUUUCUAACUUAAAAUCCUCAGGAGAGUCCAGUGAAAACCGAGAGAGAGUGAAAAUAGAAGACUCAGAGAGAGGCAAUGUGCAGUUUUAUACUACGUGCAUUGAAUCAGGAGCUUUAGAUUAUCUAAGGCAACUGCAGAAAUCAACAGAUGAAUCUGUCGAGAUAAAAGAACACGAAGAGAUAAUUGGAGGUGAUGUUGAAGGUACCAAACUGCAGCUUAAAAGGCAGCAGUUUCAAAUUGAGCGCACUGUUGAUGAAACUGAUAUCAUCCCAGGAGAUGUAUAUAAUACAGUUAAGGUUUUUAUGACUGAACCAGAGCAUAAAUCUUUUAAUGUAAAUAAAGAAGAAGUUGUAAAAGGCAAUUUAAGAGAAACUCUAAAUUCACUUAGCCAAGCUGUAAAUCAGACUGUGAUUGCACAGAAAGAGGAGAUUAUUAAAGCUGAUCUCCCUGCAACGCUGAAAUCGCUCAGUGAAUCACAGUAUCAAACGAGAGAGACAGAAAAGGCAGAUGUCAUCCCUGGUGACAUUCAAGGAACCAUCAAUUCUCUGGAAAAAGCAGCAAACAUUAAACAAGAGCUUGUUAAGGAGGAGGUUGUUCGUGGAAACCUUGAGGCUACAUUAAAGUCUUUACAAGAAGCACAAGAUUAUGUUAAGCAAGUAGAGAAGGAAGAUGUAAUAUCAGGCAACAUAGACAUAACAAUGAAAAACCUUAGAGAUGUUUCUUCAGAAAAAAAAUAUGUCCAACACCAGGUUAGUAUGCAGGGAGAUGUCAAAAACACCAUCAAGAGCUUCAGUCAGCCUUCACUAAAUGUCCAAAGUCAAGAAAGUAAAGUGAAAAACACAAAGAAAAGCAUGCAGCAAUCAGAAGAAACACUUACUGAAACUGAAAAAUAUGCAGCAACUGGGGGAUAUAUCACUGCAGGCCAUGAUGACCAACCCAAGAGUUUGGGAACUGAAUGCAAGAACCAACAAAGCGUGAAUGCAAUGCAGAAAACUAGAAAUGAAACCUUGAAAAAUGACGCAAAUAAAGUAUUGUGUCAAAAAGUGGAGAGCAAAGAUACAGUCUGCAAAGUAACUGAAAGCAAGUUAAAAAUGAAAAAAACCGAAACAAGCACAGCCUGGAAAAAGCAAAACACCAUUUCUGGCACUCAGUCUGCAGAAAUAAUAUCUGGAGAGAAAAGAUGUUUACUUCAAGGAUUUAGUGAGGGUCAUAAAGAAAAAACACCUACAGACACAAUCAAUCAAAGCAAGGUGAUGCAAGAAGCACAACUGUCAUCAAGUAUUAAUACUUCCAAAUCCACUGCAUCACAACAAGCUAUCAAUGUGAUUAAUGAAAGCAGCUAUCAAGUCCCUGAUCAUGCUCACAGACAAGUGACAAACCAUCAGGCACAAAUUGCUCAAUAUUCUACCAAGACUCUCACAAAGAAUCAAGUAGACAUUCAACAAGCAGAAGUUUUAGAUUCUAUCAAUAAUAAUAUUGAAAACACAGAAAAAAUUGAAAUAUCUGAGAAAAACAUACAAAUGCCAAAAGAAAUUAAAAAUCUGGAGGUUAGUAAUGUAAUUAAAAAGAAGUCUAUGGAAGAGGUCACAGUAAAAAGGAAAUUUGGAUCAUCCAAAUCAGAUCAUCAUUUGCAAAUGAAAAAUCAUCCACAACCUGCAAUACUGAGAAAUCCAAAAAACAAACCCGAAAUAUAUUCCCCACCUCCUCCUCCUCCCCCUCCUCCUCCACCAGUAACAGAGACAUUAACAGCCCAGCUUCCUUUACCACCACCUCCACCACCUUUACCUUUGAUGAAGUCAAACAACGAGCCUGAAUAUUUUCCUUCACCUCCUCCACCAGUAACUGAUAAGAUGGAUAAUGAGAUUUUUCCACCUGUAACCACAACACUGCUCACAGAGCACAAGGAAAUUGUAAACAAAAAAGUGAAUUUCCAGCCUUAUCAUAAGCAGAAAACACAGGUUUUCUCUAAUAACUACUCUACAAACCAAUUGGAGUCAAGACAAAAAAGUGCCAAUGAACAAACUAUAAAAUAUUCUGAGAAACAAAGGCCAGAUGUGCCUCCAAAGUCAAAACUGCCUGUCUUUCAGCAUAAAGUAGACGAUAUGACAAUUACUAAUAAAAAUAAGAGUAAGCAAGAAUAUGCUCAAAAUGCAACUCAAGUUUCUGAGGAACAAAGAAGGGACUUUAAACAAGAAAUAAUUAAUCAAGGACCAUUACCACCCAAGAAAAAAGUAGUUGUGCCACAGAAAAUAUCUCCAACAUUUAAAUCUGAAAGUGUAGAAGUGAAAUCAAAAGUACUAGAUGAAAAUGUUUCUGAAAUCAAUGUGCAAGACAUUGAUCAAAUAAUGUGUGACCAAGAACUAGAAAAAAUUCAUAAUGAAACCUUUAAAACAAAGGAAUCAUUACAUUUGUCACCAACAAUAUCCCCACAUUUGAAACCAGAGAGUCCUAUAACAAAAUCUAACAAACAACGUGGAAUUACUUCAAUAAUAAACCAACAAAAUAUUUCCAGAACAGAGGCCACGGCUUCCCACCAAGUGCAAAAUAUUCAGAGCCAUGACAUAAACCUACAAGAUCUUGAUCAAGCCAUAUGUGACCGUGAAAUGGAAAGAAUUCAUGAAGAAACUUUGAAACCCAAGAAAAAAGUGUUUUUUCCACCUAAAUCCUCCCCAUUGUUGCAACCUGCAACACCACCACCAAAACCUAAAACCUACAUAAGAAAAUUCAAAACCCCAUUAAUGAUCGCAGAAGAGAAAUACCGUCAGCAGAGAGAAGAAAUGGAAAAAAAUAAAAGCAAGACCUUGUGCCAGGACAUUAAGGCAGAAGUUGAUGAAUCUCACGUUGUACAAGCUACAGCAGGGUCAGAAGUCAACAUUUCUGUUAAGGAAGAGUCACAAAAUGUAACAGAGACAACCACAUGUAGCCAAAAUCUGUCAAACCAAAGCAAAGAGAAAAUGAUUGACUUAUUGAGCACAAAUAUUAAAGCAGAUCGUGAAUCACCUCUAGCCCAAAGAGCACAAGUUAAACACGAGCCUAGUUUACAGAUACAGAAAAAAUAUCAAACUGCUGAGCAUACUAGUGAACAAUAUGUUUCUAGCAAAUCUGAAGGGUCAGACAAUGUAGAGAAGUUCAAACAAUCAAGUUUUCGAACUAUUUCUCCUAGUCUUCAGAGAAUGCCCCUUAACAAAAAUAUAAAGAAUGUGAUAAAGCCGGGAAAGCUCAUACAGGAAGUAAGCAGUACUGAAAGUAAGAUACAAAUUGACAACAAACCCCAUCUUACCAAGCAAGAACUGGCUAAAGAAAGCCACAGGGCGCAUUUCAGUGAAACUAGCUCACAACAGUCAGUUUCCCAGAGCUCAAAACAAAAAGAACAAGAUGCAUCGCUAACAGUGCAUACUAAAUCUAGUGAAAUGGAAACAAAAAGCAAGAAUGAAGGAAUCUCCUUAACUAGAAGCCAAGAGCGGGUCCAAAGCCCAAAAAUAUUCAAAAAACUCCAAGUUAAAAAGGAGCAGAGUAACACAGAUAGCAGUUCAACUCAAAUUAGAAAACUUGAAACCUCAGAAGACGUUUCUGGCCACCUGCAGAGCCAGUUCAAAUCUCCAACUCAGAAAGGCCUGGUUCAAGAAAGCAAAGUGGCAGCUCAAAAUAUUGUGAAAGAUAAGCAAGUACAUGAAAGCGAAAUGGGAGAAAAGAAAAAAAUGCUUCAAUCAACUCAGGAAUCCAUAAGCAGAAAGGAAAACAGUUCAAUCGAUGUUGUUGAGUGUAUCCGAAAGUGUGAGGAACUUCAAGAAAUUAUAAGAAAAAUAAAUACAUUUGAAUUGAACGCACAAACCCUUAGCAGUGACACCUUUACAACUUUCCUUAGUAUUAUCCCUGUGUGGUUAAUAAGCGAUGAAACAAAGAAAGUCCUAACUGAAAUGGCAACAUCCAGCAACCUAGAUUAUAUUAGAGAACAAUUAUCCUACAUUAAAAACAAAACAGUGGAUAUGCAGUCUUAUUUUGAAAAAAACAUACAUUCAGCUAUAAAAUCAUCUACGACUGUGAAAAGCAGAAAUGAGGCCAGCACUUACAGUGGAAUAGCCAAGAAACAAAUUAGCACCGUCUCCAAAAAGGUGGAGAGUUCCAACAAAGUAAUUCAAGAAAAAUCUAAAAUGAAUAAUGAUGUUAGCAGAGUAUUAAGUGAUAGCAGACAAACAGAGUGCAGAUCUUGUUCUCCAUCUUUAAAAACAAGAUCUCCAUCACCCACAUACAUAACAAUUGAGUCCACAGCAAGGCGCACAGAUUCACCCCACAAAGAAAGACCACAGUGUGCAUCUCCUCCUCAGAAAGAAGCAACACAAGCUCCGCCACCCCCUCCAAGAUCAGUAACACCCAAAACAACAACUCGGUCAGAGCAGCUUGCUAAACUAAAAGACACAACUGCAAAGUUAUCUCAUGGAACGCAGGCUAGGGCUGUCACUCCAAUUCCUGUAGUAAUUGAAAAAAAGUGCGAAAUUGUACAUUCUCCUGCUACACUAAGAAGGCAACUCAAAAUUGAAAGCCAUGCCACAGAAACUAUAUGUACAACACCAGUUCCUACAAAUGAGGUUACUGUCAGCACAGUAGGGGAGAAAACAGAAGUAUAUGAAGAAUCUAGAAAAUCAGAAAUCCAAAAAUUUCAUUCUCACCAGGAACCCAAACACAUUCCAGAAUGGGUAGGGCAAGAAAUGGACACAUUGGAUGUUAUUUCAAUCACACACGGCAGUGACAUCCCCAAAAGUCAUGUAUUAGCCACAAGAGAAAAAACUAUUUACUCAAAAGAAAAAGGGAAUAGUUCUGAAAAAUUAAAAUCCCAAAGCAAAGAUGAAUCAAACAAGGCUGAAGCUGCAAAUGUUCAUUUUAAAACAGACCAAGGUAAAUUCCAAAGUGAACAAAGGAAAACAUUGCAACAGGUUAAACAGAAAUCUCAAGCUGAGCUCGAAGAGAGCAAGUCACAAGAAGUUGUUAAAGGAAAAUCUAGAAACGUUCCCAUAAGGCAAAUAAAGGAUUUCAAGGAUAACGCAUCAAAGCAAGUGUAUGUAAACAGAAAAAAUAGAGACGACAUGUUCAAACCAAUGGUACAUUCUGAAACAAUGUCUUUUGCUGAGCAUGUUUCUAGUGUAGACAAAAGAGAAAGCAAAACAGAAAGGUCAAGAAUACCACCAAACUCAGAAACCAUUAAGCCAGGCUUUGAGUUCAAGCACGCACCUCCAACCUAUGAAGAUGUUAUAUCUGGUCACAUGUUGGACAUUUCUGCUACUGAGUCACCAGAUGACAUAUUGAAGAAUUUUCAGAAGACAUGGGAAGAAAGUGAAAGGGUGUUUAAGAGUCUUGGCUACUCUGUUUCGGACACUUCUGAGAUGAGAAGUAGUUACCAUCAGGAAGAGUAUUUUACUGAAAACGCAUCGGGACAAGGACACCUGCAUUAUUUGUCAAAAGAAGGUUUAUCCAAUGGAAUGCCUGGUAGCAGACAAGCAGAUCUUUCAUAAUAGCUGCUUCCGCUGCAGUCACUGUAGUAAUAAAUUAAGCUUGGGAAAUUAUGCAUCUCUCCAUGGACAGAUAUACUGCAAAGCCCACUUUAAACAACUCUUUAAAUCUAAAGGAAACUAUGAUGAA
Xenopus tropicalis (tropical clawed frog) is the source of this 10331-nucleotide messenger RNA. RefSeq names its product xin actin binding repeat containing 2 (gene xirp2). Gene Ontology annotation, molecular function: actin binding. The transcript has 9 exons. The record is from RefSeq and is a predicted model, not a curated record. The coding region runs from base 305 to 10204 and encodes 3299 amino acids. Gene Ontology annotation, cellular component: cell junction; anchoring junction. Gene Ontology annotation, biological process: actin cytoskeleton organization. Lineage: Eukaryota; Metazoa; Chordata; Amphibia; Anura; Pipidae.